CUUCUAUUAGAUGUCCUAAUCCGAGUCCAGUAAGAAAAUCACCCUAUAAAUAGUGUGUUUUUGCUUCAUGAAUUUCCACAUUCUAAUUUAGCGUUUCUGUCUCUAAUCUAUUCCUCUGCGUUCUGUUUUUACUCUUUUGGAGUCAUUGAGAAUGUCUUCCUCUUCGUCAACAAAGAAGAUCACGCUCAAAACCUCCGAUGAGGAGAUAUUCGAACUGGAGGAGCAAUUCGCUUUGGCAUCCGAAACAAUCAAGCAUAUGAUAGAGGACGGGUGCGCCGAAACUACUAUUCCGUUGCCCAAUGUGAACAGCCGUACAAUGGCAAAGGUGAUUGAGUACAUCAAGAAGCAUCAUGAGUUGGCCGCUGAAGGCAAGGAUAAGAAUUAUGCCGGCGAGGAAUCUGAAGAACUCAAGAACUGGGAUGCUAAUUUUGCCAAGGAAAUUCGGGCUGAUCAGGAGAUUCUUUUUAAUGUAAUUUUGGCUUCAAAUUUUUUGGACAUUAAAGACCUUUUGGAUUUGCUUUGCAAAGAAGUGGCUAGUAUGAUGAGUGGAAAGACUGUUGAUCAGAUUCGACAGAUUUUUCACAUCAAGAAUGACUACACUCCAGAGGAAGAGGAAGAGGUUCGUAGAGAGAACCAAUGGGCUUUUGAGUAGCUUAGUUACUUGAGUAUCACCAUGCAUCUGUCUAUAUAUUACAAAUACACAGUAUGUUACAUCUGAUAGGGAUGGUUUUAGGUUCAGUAUGCUAAUUCUGGGGUUUAUAUUGUUAAUGGUUUGUGAUGGGUGAGAUUUUGGUUACAUUAGUAUUUGGUUUUAGACUUUAGUAAAGGAUUUAGUGUAAUCUUUAACUUGCCCAUUAUUCAUAUAUUCAUAUAUUCCAGUUUCAACUUUCAA
Messenger RNA from Jatropha curcas, 892 nucleotides. Lineage: Eukaryota; Viridiplantae; Streptophyta; Magnoliopsida; Malpighiales; Euphorbiaceae. The record is from RefSeq and is a predicted model, not a curated record.